CCUCGCGGGGAGCGAAAACUAUCACUCCGAUAGCCCCGCGGCUCACGACGUACGACCCGCGCGACGUACUCGCACUUUGCUUUGCACCACAGGGAAGCAGAGAUCCCGAACCCUUAGGUGGCACAGAGGCCGAGUCCGGGAACCAUGGCACCCACAGCCGCGUCGCUCAAGUCCAUGGUGUUAUCGUUCGUCAGUCUGACGGGCGCAUCUGAAAGGACGGCGCAACGGUAUCUUAAGAAUUCCAGUUACAAGCUCAACGAUGCGGUCGACGCCUCAGGCAGCGGUGUCGGUACGCCUUCGCCUUUGGAAAGCGACUUGAAUAAGCUCUUUGAUAGCCUACGGCAUCCGAGUGAUCCGCCAGACUCGCUAGGACUGGAUUCGACCAGCAGCUAUCUUCAGGAUCAACUCGCCAUCAACCCUGAGACGGCCGAGCUCCUUGUCGCUAUGGAAGUCGUCCAGGCCCCGGCCGUGGGAGAGAUCAGCCGGAAGGGCUUCGUCGAGGGAUGGAAGACGGCUGGAGUCCCGCCAACCGCAAAGGACCAGUCCAGGCACGUCAAAUCCCUCAUCAAAAAGCUCUCUACCGAUUCCGCCUUGUUCAAGAAGGUGUACCGCUACACCUUCGUCGCGGCCAAGGAGCCGGAUCAGAAGGCCAUCAGCCUCGAAUACGCCUUCAUCUACUGGGACACCCUCUUCAGCCGCCCCGGCAUGCAGUGGAAGAGCGAAAAUCACGACUGGCUCGACGUGUGGAAGGCAUACCUGACCGAGAUGUGGUCGCGCUCCGUGAAUCGGGACAUGUGGAACAUGACUCUCGAGUUUGCCCUCAAGUCAAUGCAGGAUGAGACCUUGUCCUUCUGGAGCGAGGACGGGGCCUGGCCCAGUGUCAUCGACGACUUUGUCCUUUGGUGUCGGAAUUCGGGUCGCGUACCCAAGGCCGAGAGAAUGGAGACGGGUGCUUAGACAGGAGAGGGUCCUGUCAGGAAAAGGACCAUAGACAUACACAAAUAGCCGGGUAGCCACCAUACUUACAUAUAACGACGUCUCGAGUUGUCCAUCUUUUUCACCAACUAUCCGUGCGGAGAUAUGGCGACGUGACCUUCGCGGCGUAUGUAUUUCUUCCCAGAGGCUUUCUCUUUCCCGAGUGUCUGUUGUACAAUUCGAACCCAGCGAACUGUCGGCAUACCGUCCCGACUCUAUCCAUUGUACUGCCCAGUACACCGGCCACGAGUAUGCCGUGAUCCCAGGUAAUCCCCCUAUCUUACACUC
This is a messenger RNA of Sodiomyces alkalinus F11, 1263 nucleotides long. Its product is annotated as DUF298-domain-containing protein. Gene Ontology annotation, cellular component: ubiquitin ligase complex. The record is from RefSeq and is a predicted model, not a curated record. The transcript is spliced from 5 exons. Bases 145 to 957 code for a protein of 270 amino acids. Gene Ontology annotation, biological process: protein neddylation; positive regulation of ubiquitin-protein transferase activity. Lineage: Eukaryota; Fungi; Ascomycota; Sordariomycetes; Glomerellales; Plectosphaerellaceae. Gene Ontology annotation, molecular function: cullin family protein binding; ubiquitin conjugating enzyme binding; ubiquitin-like protein binding.